Messenger RNA from Diabrotica virgifera virgifera (western corn rootworm), 4620 nucleotides. RefSeq lists its product as uncharacterized. NCBI's taxonomy places the organism in Eukaryota, Metazoa, Arthropoda, Insecta, Coleoptera, Chrysomelidae. The transcript is spliced from 4 exons. The coding region runs from base 1082 to 2986 and encodes 634 amino acids. The record is from RefSeq and is a predicted model, not a curated record.
AAUCAGCUUUUAGCGUAUACGAUGGCAACACUCUUCCAAGACGCACACUGGCUGGUGCCUCAUUAAUUUAUCUAAUUUGUCGCUUUUUUGUAUAAAUAUGUGUGGGGCGUGGGUUAAUGCUAUUUUUAUGUUAAUAUGCACAUGCAGGAGAAUUAACUUUUACAACUGGUACAUUCUCUCGAAAUGGAAAGUAUGAAACCCUAAACAAACUUCUGAAUGUAUUGUUUCACCAACUAAAUGCUGGCAACAAUGAAUGUUUUCGGAACCAACCAACUGGAAAAAGAUAAGGCAGACCAAUGACAUCCUGGAAAAGAAAUAUUACCAGAGAGCUAGAAGACAACGGGUUAACAUGAAAAGACUUGAAAACCCUGGCCAGAAACAGAGAUGAAUGGAGGGGGACUGUAGAGGCCCUAUGUUCCAAAUGGAACCAAGAGGAGUAAAGUAAUGAAGGAGGUAUGUGUUAAUAUGUUUUGUGGAACUAACAGUAGCACUCUAAGAGCCAUAUUAAGAGAAAUACUAAUGUCCAGAAGGAGGUAUGUAUCAACAACUACUUAUAUUUGUAGUGGAUGAAGGAGGUAUGAAACAUAAAUAGCACAUACCUCCUUCUUCCACUAGUGUCCUGAUCAAGUUCUGUAACAUACCGCCUUCAUGCACGUAACAGCUAGCUGUGAAUGAGCUGUUCACCAUUUGACAAAAACGAUUGUUGUGAUUAACACGUGUUUUGCGAAUUUAAGUUGUGUUAAGUAAUAUUGCUCACAUUGAUAAUUGAAAUGACUUCAAGGGGAAAGAUAAUGUUACAGUUAGCUUUAAAUGAUAAUAUUUUAACUGCCAGCGAGAGUAUUGACAAAAAUAUAAUACAAACCAUGAAAAAUGAGAAUUCUAACCUACAAAUGCCAAUUUCAUCAACAAGUAGUGACUAUUCUACAGGCAAGAAUGAAGUUCGCCAAGAAGAAUAUGAUGCAGAAGACAAUAACUACGAUUCAAGUUGCGAUACCUUAUUCGGGGACAACUCUAGUGAUGAAUACGUGCCAGAUCCGGAAGAUUACAUCAACUCAUCAUCAGACAAGAGAUUGAUAAUGAGAUGGUAGAUGCACAGAGUAAUAAUGAACCGAUGGAAGAAGAGAAUGAUAUACUAAUGGAGGAUAAUAACAUACUAGUAAGUCAGGCAAAAUCUAAUGAAAAUAUUGUUGGACAAAAUGAAAAAGAGCAUAUAUUGCCUACAGUCCAUCGCAAAAAGAAACAUUUCCAACCAAAAAUAAAAGUAAGUAGAAAAAGGCAACGAAAUGUUGAUGAAUGGAAGAAACGAAAUGCUACACUCUGCAGGCAAAGAGGAGAGGCCUACACAAAUUAUAAAAGUGAGUUGAAACCUGCUAAGAAUAUUGUCAAAGGUACUAAUUUAUGCCCCGAAAAGUGUCGCCGACAGUGUUCCCAGGUAUUUACAAUUGAAGACAGGGAAAAAAUUUUGUCAUCGUGGUACAAACUGGAUAUAAAUGCUAAAAACUCUUUUCUGUAUAAUAGUAUCAAAAUAAUCCCCACACACCGACAAAGAACUGGAGCUUUAAAACACAAGACCGCCUCAUUCCAAUAUAACGUAACAUACGGGGCAAAACAAACUAUUACAUGUAAACGAGCUUUUAUUUCGUUAUACAACAUUAGCAUGAAGAAGGUUGACUUAAUCCAAAAGCAAAUUAAGAUGGGUUUAGCUGCUCCUCUACCAGACAAAAGAGGAAAACACUCAAAUAGACCCAAUAAAAUUCAAGAUGAUGUUGUAGCUUAUAUAAUCCAGCAUAUUUCAAGUUUCCCUUCAGAAUUAUCUCAUUAUUCAAGAAACUGCAAUAUCCAUAAGAAAUAUCUGUCUCCGCUUUUAUCGCUUCCUAUUAUGCAUAAACUUUAUAUUGAUACAUGUAAUGCAGACAAAGUCCAAAAUCGAUUUAAAGUUAAAGAAUGCACGUACCGCAAUAUUUUUAACAAUGAAUUCAACUUAUCGUUUGGACACCCGAAAAGUGACACUUGCAGCACUUGCGAUUCUGGUGCUGCAAAUGAGGAACAUAUUGAAAAUUAUAAAGCAGCGUUUGAGGCUCAGAAUAUCGACAGGGAACUAGCCAAAAAUUCAGAUGGUGUUGCAUAUAUGACAUUCGACCUCCAACAAACGAUGCCGUUGCCUAGACUCAGUACUUCUAAAGCAUUUUACCUCCGCCAAAUGUGGUUCUAUAAUUUAGGCAUACAUAUUAUAACUAAAGAAGUUGAUAAAACCAUUUUUUGUACAUGGACUGAAGACCAAGCAUGCAGGGGUAGUAGUGAGAUCGCUAGUUGUCUUUUAAGAACCAUUGAAGUUGAGCUGGCACUUAAACAAAAAAAUCAUUUAAUUAUUUGGACAGAUUCGUGUGCAGGGCAGAACAAAAAUUUCCUAAUUGUGUGUGUUUAUGAGUAUCUUAUACAAAAAGGAAUAUUCCAAAUAAUCGACCAUAAGUUUCCUGAAGUAGGUCAUUCCUACUUGGAUUCAGACCGGGAUUUUGGCCGAAUUGAAAAAAGAUUAAGGAAACAUCAAACUAUUUGUACUCCACAACAAUACCGUGAAAUUAUUGCAUCUGCCAAUAAAAAGAAUAAUAUGGUUAUUGAUAUGCAACAUCAUUUCAAAGACACCGAGAACCUUCUAAAUAAAAUGCAACUGAUGAAUAGAAAAAAAGAUGUUCUAAAUGAAAAAGUAUAUUUCCGUGAUGGCAUUAAAUGGAUCCGUGUAGAUACCUAUGGGUCCUACCUCUUCAAGGAAAGUUUCGAUUAUGGUACUCCUUUUAAAAAAGUCAAUAUUUUUAAAAAUUUGAAAAAGCCCUCCACACUUUCCGAAGAUUUUGACAUUCCAAGACUUUUCAGGAAAACCGGUGCACUAUCAAAAGAGAAAAUUGAUAACUUAACACAACAACUUCCCUUCGUUCCAGAACAACACAGGUGGUUCUAUGAGCUUAUUUUGCGUGAAAAUAAUGAAUAAACUUAAGGGGUGACAAUUUUCGAUAUCCUUGGUGUUAUUAAAAUAUGUAUACGUAUUAAAAAUAAAUAUUAUUUUGAAUAUCUACACAACAGUAUUUUCAAUUGUAUGCAUAUAACCUGUUUUAUCCUUUAGACAAAGAUGAAAUAUACAAAAUAUUUGUGGAAGAACGGGGUAUGUACACAACAUCUUUUUUUUUGUCUGGUUAGCAGAUAUUUAAACAUUUUCUCAACUUCCAUAUUAAUUUCACCACUCAUGAGAACAGUAUGAUUAUUUAAGCAUUUGAAAACCAAUAACUACAAAAAAGUUCUACAAUGAAAACUUUGGGGUCAAAUAUCUCAAAACUUACUUUUUGUUACAUACCUCCUUCAUCCACUCAGCCCUUCAAUUAUUACUCAUCAACAUCUAAAGAUUUUGCAAAUUUAUACUUAAUUCUAUCACCCAUAAUAAUCAUCUCGGGUAUGUCAAGAUCCAUUAUGAUUUGUGAAAUACUGAUGGUACUAAUAUCCUGAUCAUUUUCUUUAAAUAAGGUUUUGGACUGGUCACAAGCUUUCAUCGGCAUAACUUCAAUAUUGUCUUUUUUUGUAACCAUCUGGACUAUACAAACAUAUUUGUGAAAUUUUUUCUUCCCAGGAAACUUAACAAUUACGUAAUCACCCUGCUUAACAGUACUUGCAUUUUGGUAGUCCUCUCGCUCUACGCACUCAUUUUCUUCAGCAUCAUUAAAUUCAUUAGAUAUAUCAUCCAUACUAUUUCCAGACUCUACCCAUUCCUCUUCUUCACUACUUGAGCUAUAAUCAGUCUUAGAUUUUUUAUUCAAAUACUUUUGGUUUCUCUUUGUUAAUUUUUCAAUAGUCUUAAGGCCCCGUCUCACCAUCAAAUAAUUUGCUCAAACUUGAGUUAGUGACACAAAGUGACAGUUAGUGACGUCACAUCCUGAACAUCUGAUUCAAGGCAUAAUUCAAGGUCAGUUUGCUCAAACUCGACAAAUGACAAUCAGCUGUUAGACGUAACAUGAUGAAAUUUUAAUUUUUAGUAAAUAAAUUAAUAUUCAAAAAGUCCUAUUUUAUGAACAAUAAUAUUAUUAUAUUACUGAUUCUGAUUACUACAACACCUAGAGUGACUCACAGCUUAAAUUCUGAAAUGAUGCAGUCGCUACUUGUGUCACUAGCUCAAUAUUGAUUAGAAAAUAAUUACAUACUGAUACUGAAAGUAAGUUACUAUACGUCUUCUAACAUAGCACAAGCUAUAUGUUUUGGGUUUUAAAUAUACCAUACUUAAAUACCUUGAAUUAUUUUAUGUAUGAUUUUGAUGUCAGCUAAAAUGAUAAAGCAAACUUUUAAAUAAGAAUGAGAAAAUAAACACAAGGCAGUGAACUAUGAUUGUUAAUAUUUUAUAGGUCCUUCUUUAUUAUCAGUUACAGUUGGGGUACUAUUUAUGUUAUUUUUUAAUGUCACAAAUUUUCAAUAACAUUCAAAUCUGGUGACUGGGCUGGUGUUUUAAUGACAUUUCAGCACUUAUAAAGCAACCAAAUAUGAACCCGAUAUAACAUAUAUGUUUUGAAAAUCCACAAGGAAGAACUUCCUGUAGUUGGCUGUAUACCAUUAAUUACAAGUGAAAUAUAUAAAAAAUUUUCU